GCACUACAGUUGGUAGCUGUGAGCCACAGGUUGUGGAUGAGGACAGAGUUCCACGCGAACACAAUCUGCCCAGAAAAACCAAUCAAUAAAAGGACUUGAAGUUAAGUUGAUGUUUCAUUUGGGAGUAUUUCCCUCAACAUGAGGGUCCGUUACUGAUUUUGGAUAUUGAACACAGGCUGCCUGUUGCUAAAACUUCAAUAUCCAUUUUCAAGAGUUUCGGCGAGCAGAACUGGGCGCAAUUACGCACGGCAAGUACCAUGGCACCGAUUUUGGAUAGACGUGCUCCCGCUUUGCUCUUGGUUUGGAGCUACUGCGUCCUGGCGGAUACCGCCUUUACGAACUUUACUUUGGACAACGAGUUCCACUCAAGUUUCAUCCACCGUCGGCUGAAGAGCCAGGAGCGCAGAGAGAUGCAGCGGGAGAUCCUGUCGAUCCUGGGGCUGCCGCACCGGCCGCGACCCCACCUCCACGGAAAGCACAACGCUGCCCCGAUGUUUAUGUUGGACCUGUACAACGCCAUGUCCACAGAGGGGGACGAGGACAGAUACUCCUACCCCUACAAGCCCGUCUUCACCACCCAGGGGCCCCCGAUAGCCAGCCUGCAAGACAACAACUUCUUGAACGAUGCAGAUAUGGUCAUGAGCUUUGUCAAUUUAGUGGAGCACGACAAGGAAUUCCUACCAGUGCGCCGGCAUCACAGAGAGUUCAGAUUCGACCUAUCACGGAUCCCUGAGGGUGAGGCCGUCACUGCUGCUGAGUUUCGUAUAUAUAAAGACUUCAUCCACGAACGUUACGAUAAUGAGACUUUCCGCAUCAGCAUCUACCAGGUGUUGGAGGAACACUCUGAUAGGGAGUCAGAUCUGUUCCUGCUGGACUCACGGGUGAUCUGGGCAGCAGAGGAGGGCUGGUUGGUGUUUGACGUGACAGCCACCAGUAACCACUGGGUCCUGAACCCUGGCAGGAACCUGGGGCUACAGUUGGCCUUGGAGAGCACAAAUGGAGAGAGUAUCAAUCCUCGUGUGGCAGGGCUGAUUGGUCGCAGUGGGCCUCAGAAUAAACAGCCCUUCAUGGUGGCCUUCUUCAAAGCCACUGAGGUGCACCUGCGAAGCAUCCGCUCAGCACCGACAGGGGCCAAACAGCGUAACCCCAACCGCUCUAAAGGGGCAAAGAGCCAGGAGGCACUCAGAGUGGCCAAUGUUGCAGAAAACACCAGUACUGAUCAGAAACAGGCGUGUAAGAAGCACGAGCUCUACGUCAGUUUCAGAGACUUGGGGUGGCAGGACUGGAUCAUCGCUCCAGAAGGAUAUGCAGCAUACUAUUGCGAGGGAGAGUGUGCCUUUCCACUGAACUCCUACAUGAAUGCCACAAACCAUGCCAUUGUGCAAACCCUAGUUCAUUUCAUUAACCCAGACACAGUUCCUAAGCCCUGUUGUGCCCCCACGCAGCUCCAUGCCAUCUCGGUGCUCUACUUUGAUGACAGCUCCAAUGUCAUCCUCAAGAAAUACCGCAACAUGGUGGUCAGAGCAUGUGGCUGCCACUAGUCUCUCAGCAUCUUCACAUAGCAACGCACAUACGCACACACUCAUGAGUAGAGAGGGCUUCCCCUUGCUGUCAUUUGAAACGUUGAGAAUGGGUUACAAAACAAAGUACACGCACACGCAUUUUAUGAAUGUCCUGAGAGUCCAGGACAGUUUCCUGUGUGGGAAAAAAGCUCUUGUCUCAUUUUCAAGGUUUUCCUGAAGUAAACAUGUUGUGUUGUGGUUGAAAAAGAAUUUCAAUCAAAUUUAGAUUCCUUGCCACCAGUGCACACACACACAUGCACAAACACAAACAUGCACACACACACUCACGUUUGUGCUUUCUACUGUGUAUACAAGACAUUUAAAGCAGUGAUUGUACUGUAUAUUCAUUUGCAGUCAACAAU
Molecule: messenger RNA, 1924 nt
Organism: Xiphias gladius (swordfish)
Lineage: Eukaryota; Metazoa; Chordata; Actinopteri; Istiophoriformes; Xiphiidae
Gene: bmp7b
Product: bone morphogenetic protein 7b
Exons: 7
Coding region: 258-1541 (427 amino acids)
Biological process (GO): SMAD protein signal transduction
Cellular component (GO): extracellular region
Molecular function (GO): cytokine activity; growth factor activity
Source: RefSeq, a predicted model, not a curated record